AUGGAUGUAUGUAGAGAUACGUGUGUUGAUGAUGAAAAGGAUUUACAAGAGAAAAAAAUUGGGGAUGGUUCAAAUACUAACGAGGAAAUAAAUAAAUUAGAACAAUGUAAACAAGAUUCAAGAGUUAUAGAAGAAAACGAUAUCAAAUUGAAAGAUAGAAUAAAUCAGUGCAAGAACAUAAUAGCAUCUCUUAAAUUAGAGCUCAGCGAGGAAAAAAAUAAAAUAGAAAAAGAAGCAAAAGCUGCAAAAUCGAGUCAAAUAUCAGACGCUGCGACACAUUCGUAUACAUACAGCGACGGUAACACAUCUGAUAAAAGCGACUUACUAGCUACUAAUUUGUUUUCAGUUUGUGUUGAUAGCAAAUUUAAUUGCGACGAAUCUUUAAUAGAAUAUGAAAAACAACUGCAGAGAUAUCAAAACACUCUUAACAUGGCACAGAUUGAAAAGAAAAAUGCCAUAAGGAAACAAAUGUUAGCAAAGGCAUAUAAAUUGAAACUUUUGGAAGUCGAAAAUCAGUGUAAUAUUGAAAUAUUACGAAUAAAACAGAGUCUGCAAUGUCUAGAACCGCUUCAAAUGAUUGCUGAUAAAUGGAAGAGUGGUAAUGAUGACGUUUACGAUUUGGACAACUAUGAAUUGAUACCAAGGUAUCCUGAACUAAAUGAGACUUUGGGAAGCGAUGUUCUGUCAAAUUCAGACCUACAGGAAAAUAAGAUGGCCGUUACAACAGAUGCUAGCGAUAAAGUACGCGAUUCUAUUUAA
Molecule: messenger RNA, 759 nt
Organism: Danaus chrysippus (African queen)
Lineage: Eukaryota; Metazoa; Arthropoda; Insecta; Lepidoptera; Nymphalidae
Source: the annotation of a GenBank genome assembly